UGGUGGUUUUUAAAUUUUAAAUAUACAAAAGUUGUAUAAACCACAGUUUUUAAAACCCCAAUUUCAGCUGAUGAAAUACCUAGGAUCAUCACAGUAUGUGUUCUGUGGCUAGGAAAUGCGGAUCAAGGAAAGUUAAAACUAAAAACUAAGAUAUGUGUAGAGUAAUAUUGUUCUGAAUUGUGGAGUGCCGUAGUUAUGGCUGAAAAAAAUGCAAAGAAAGAAAAUGAACACGUUUAUCCCGAGGGAGGAUACGGGUGGGUGAUAGUAUUUGCUAUAAUUCUAUUAAAUACAAGCCUCCUUACCCUAAUUUACUGUUUUGGUAUUAUUUUCCGAGAUGAAUUCAAAGCGAUGGGAAUCACUGCCGCCAAAACUUCGUUUCUUCUUCAUUUACAAAGUUCAUUGUUUUGUAUUGUAGGUUUUUUUGGUAGUCCAUUGUUAAAAAAAUUUCAAUUUAGAUGGGUAGCUUGUUUAGGCGCUUUGAUAUGGUGUACAGGCAUUUUUCUUACUAGUUUUGCUAAUUCGUAUGCAGCGCUUGUAGUUACAAUAUCAAUUAUGACAGGUGUGGGCCAGGGGAUACUAAUGCCUGCGACCUACCUUGCCACAAACUCGUAUUUUAAAAAAAGACUGACUUUAGCUGUAAGUAUAUCGACAACAGGUGCUAGCAUCUUUUCAGUAUUUUCGCCAAAAAUGUGUGAUCUUUUACUGGCCAAUGUAGGAAGGAGAUAUACAGUCCUAAUUUUGUUUUCCAUCAGUCUUCUCUCGUUCAUCGGUUGUUUUUUGUUAAAGCCAGUGAAAAAGACAAUUGAUAUUGAUGAAAUGAUGGAGUUGGAUAGUAAAAAUGAGCAGGUAUCACCAAAUAACGACCAAUCUCCACACAUUUACAAAGAAACUACAACUCCUAAACAGAAAACCGAAACGGUGAUAUCAAAAAUAGUUAACAUGUUUGACUUAAAACUCUUGAAACAAGUGUCAUAUUCUGUAGCUGUCGUUUCGUUGUCGAUAUCCUUUGCAGCAGAACUUAACGUGAUACUUAUGAUGCAAUUUGUACUUCCCGAAUUGUCAGAUUUUAACAGAACUGAUGUAGCUAACAUUAUUUCGGUGCAAUUUAUGUUUGACAUUAUUGGAAGACUGUUCAUUCCUGGUAUAUUCCAUUGUUUUGGAGCUAGUCCCAAAUGGAUUUAUAUGGGUGCCUUAUUAACAGCCACUGCAGCUAGAACCUUAAUGGUUACAUAUUCUCACUCUCACGUAGCUGUCAAUGUAGCAGUAUGCAUAAUUGGAGUCACCAAAGGAUUAAGAGCAGUAUAUCAGUCACUUAUUGUACCAAAGUUAGUACCGCUAGAUAAAUUCGUAGCAGCUAAUGGUUUUCAGAUGUUCCUCACCGGUACAAUUUCUCUAAUUAUUGGACCAUUAAUAGGUGCAAUUCAUGAUUCUUGGAACUCUUAUAUACCUGCUUUACAUGCAGCUUCAAUAUUGUCUUGUGCGUGUGUGAUAAUUUGGACAAUUGAAUCAAUUUUUAAUAAACAAAGCAGUAUUCCAGAGAGUUAA
Molecule: messenger RNA, 1545 nt
Organism: Psylliodes chrysocephalus
Lineage: Eukaryota; Metazoa; Arthropoda; Insecta; Coleoptera; Chrysomelidae
Source: the annotation of a GenBank genome assembly